UUUCAACACUACUAUAUAACAAAUAAUUUGAGUUACUCGUGGUGACGCGGUCAAACUCUGGCCAUUCGAAGAAAAAAUGGGCAGAAAAUUUCUUCUUCUGGCUGCUGCACUGAUUUUAAGAUUGGAAACAGUGGAUUGUGCAGCAAGGGGGGAAAUAAAGUUCUACAAGUAUUACGACUCAUAUGAUGAUUGUGACUAUUCAUGGUUGGGCGGGUGGUCUGAUUGUGAUUUCUUUUUUAGAAAUGUUAAAAUAAGUUCCAAUGGUAAUGUGCUGUUCCACAGAGGUUCAACCAGUUUUACACAAGAUAGCCAAACAUACUACCCAUCUGUCACAGCAACAGUGGACCUUCCAUCCAACUUGAAUGUGUAUCUCUCCAUGGAGGUAUGGGACAAGGAUGUCAAAUAUGACGACCAUAUUAGAACCAUGAGCAAUAUGGCUCUCACAUUUGAAAACACCAUCAUUGGUCAUAGUUAUUCAACAACUUAUCGUAGUGGUGGUGGACGGUUAACAGUGUACUACAGACUGUUAAGUUGCAACCCUGGAUUCACUGGCACAGGCUGUGCUGAUUGCAUACUAAACUACUACGGGUCACAGUGUAGCACAUACUGUAAGCCUGUCAGUGGAAGCUACACCUGUGAUUCUAACGGAAGGAAGACCUGUGUUGGAAAGAAAGUGGGAUCCGAUUGUCAAGACUGCCAAUCUAACUACUAUCCAGAUGGUCAAUGCGACACAUUUUGUGACCCACAACCGGGAAUAUACACUUGUUCUUCUCUUGGACUAAGAGUACUAGAAGAUUGUGUUGCGGGCCAGUCUCUGGAUCAGUCAACUGGCUGUCAACCCUGUCCGGCAGAUGAAUGGAGUUUAGCAGCAAACGCAGCUUCUACCUGCACGGCAUGUCCAGCUGGCAAAGGGGUAGCCGCUGGAUCAGGAACAUCACAAAGUGCCUGCACAUGGAAAGAUUGUGUUGCGGGCCAGUCUCUGGAUCAGUCAACUGGCUGUCAACCCUGUCCGGCAGAUGAAUGGAGUUUAGCAGCAAACGCAGCUUCUACCUGCACGGCAUGUCCAGCUGGCAAAGGGGUAGCCGCUGGAUCAGGAACAUCACAAAGUGCCUGCACAUGGAAAGAUUGUGUUGCGGGCCAGUCUCUGGAUCAGUCAACUGGCUGUCAACCCUGUCCGGCAGAUGAAUGGAGUUUAGCAGCAAACGCAGCUUCUACCUGCACGGCAUGUCCAGCUGGCAAAGGGGCAGCCGCUGGAUCAGGAACAUCACAAAGUGCCUGCACAUGGAAAGAUUGUGUUGCGGGCCAGUCUCUGGAUCAGUCAACUGGCUGUCAACCCUGUCCGGCAGAUGAAUGGAGUUUAGCAGCAAACGCAGCUUCUACCUGCACGGCAUGUCCAGCUGGCAAAGGGGUAGCCGCUGGAUCAGGAACAUCACAAAGUGCCUGCACAUGGAAAGAUUGUGUUGCGGGCCAGUCUCUGGAUCAGUCAACUGGCUGUCAACCCUGUCCGGCAGAUGAAUGGAGUUUAGCAGCAAACGCAGCUUCUACCUGCACGGCAUGUCCAGCUGGCAAAGGGGUAGCCGCUGGAUCAGGAACAUCACAAAGUGCCUGCACAUGGAAAGAUUGUGCUGCGGGCCAGUCUCUGGAUCAGUCAACUGGCUGUCAAGCCUGUCCGGCAGAUGAAUGGAGUUUAGCAGCAAACGCAGCUUCUACCUGCACGGCAUGUCCAGCUGACAAAGAGGUAGCCUCUGGAUCAGGAACACAAGAAAGUGACUGCACAUGGAAAGAUUGUGUUGCGGGCCAGUAUCUGGAUCAGUCAAGUGGCUGUCAAGCCUGUCCGGCAGAUCAAUGGAGUUUAGCAGCAAACGCAGCUUCUACCUGCACGGCAUGUCCAGCUGACAAAGAGGUAGCCUCUGGAUCAGGAACACAAGAAAGUGCCUGCACAUGGAAAGAUUGUGUUGCGGGCCAGUAUCUGGAUCAGUCAAGUGGCUGUCAAGCCUGUCCGGCAGAUCAAUGGAGUUUAGCAGCAAACGCAGCUUCUACCUGCACGGCAUGUCCAGCUGACAAAGAGGUAGCCUCUGGAUCAGGAACACAAGAAAGUGACUGCACAUGGAAAGAUUGUGUUGCGGGCCAGUAUCUGGAUCAGUCAAGUGGCUGUCAAGCCUGUCCGGCAGAUCAAUGGAGUUUAGCAGCAAACGCAGCUUCUACCUGCACGGCAUGUCCAGCUGACAAAGAGGUAGCCUCUGGAUCAGGAACACAAGAAAGUGACUGCACAUGGAAAGAUUGUGUUGCGGGCCAGUAUCUGGAUCAGUCAAGUGGCUGUCAAGCCUGUCCGGCAGAUCAAUGGAGUUUAGCAGCAAACGCAGCUUCUACCUGCACGGCAUGUCCAGCUGACAAAGAGGUAGCCUCUGGAUCAGGAACACAAGAAAGUGACUGCACAUGGAGGUACGUAUGUCCGGAGGGACAAACAAAGUGUGGCGAUAUUGACGAAUGUGUUCCCAACAGUGGUCUGUGUAAUGGAGGUCCUGCGUGUUCAAAUGGCUUUGAUGAAUCAGCGGAGUUUUGCACAAGUUUUGAAUGCCCCGUUGAACAGCAAAAGUGUGCGGACGGAAUCCAGUGUUUUCCUUCAUCUGGAAAAUGUGAUAAAUUUAAAAUUCCUCACUGUAACGAUAAGUCCGAUGACGUGGGCUGCACUUGUAAAGAAAGCGAAAUGGUAUGUGCUGACGGAAAUGGAUGUGCCUCCUUACAGAGAAAGUGCGAUGGUAGCACGCAAUGUGCUGACGGAUCCGAUGAGAGCCGCGACAUUUGCUAUGUUUCGGGAUCGGGUGUAUGCGGGAUCGGCACGAAAAAGUGCGCCACUGGUAACCAGUGUAUCGCUAAAGGGACAAUGUGUGACGGUAGCAUCCAAUGUCUCGACGGGUCGGAUGAAGAUCCUGCCUUCUGUCCUGCCUACGAGUGUCCGGCAGCCAAAAAGAAGUGUGCGGACGGUAUACAAUGCGUUCCUAAGAAACUCUUCUGUAAUGGUAAAGCAGAGUGCACCGACGGGUCAGAUGAGUCCGAGGAAGAAUGCGCAGAGGAAAAAGGAGGAGGAAAAUCAGAUAUUGAGCGCCGAAAAGGAAAAGGGAAACAAACAAUUGAAAAGGGUGAAAGAGUUAAAGAAGUGACGGAUCAAGAAAGCCGAAGGGGGCCACCAGAGCCAGAAGACCCAGAGCCAGUAGUUCCAGUAGAUCCAGAGCCAGUUGUCCCAGUAGACCCAGAGCCAGUUGUCCCAGUAGACCCAGAGCCAGUUGUCCCAGUAGACCCAGUCCCAGUAGUCUCAGUUGAUCCAGAGCCAGUAGUUCCAGUUGAUCCAGAGCCAGUAGUCCCAGUAGACCCAGAGCCAGUAGUCCCAGAAGAUCCAGAGCCAGUAGUUCCAGUUGAUCCAGAGCCAGUAGUUCCAGUAGACCCGGAGCCAGUUGUUCCAGUAGACCCGGAGCCAGUUGUCCCAGAAGAUCCAGAGCCAGUAUUUCCUGUAGAUCCAGAGCCAGUAGUCCCAGAAGACCCAGAGCCAGUAGUUCCAGUAGAUCUAGAGCCAGUAGUCCCAGUAGACCCAGAGCCAGUAGUCCCAGUAGAUCCAGAGCCAGUAGUCCCAGUAGACCCAGAGCCAGUAGUCCCAGAAGACCCAGAGCCAGUAGUCCCAGAAGACCCAGAGCCAGUAGUCCCAGUAGACCCGGAGCCAGUAGUUCCAGUAGACCCGGAGCCAGUUGUCCCAAUGGACCCAGAGCCAGUUGUCCCAGUAGACCCGGAGCCAGUUGUCCCAGUAGACCCGGAGCCAGUUGUCCCAGUAGACCCAGAGCCAGUAGUCCCUGAAGACCCGGAGCCAGUAGUUCCAGUAGACCCGGAGCCAGUUGUCCCAGUAGACCCAGAGCCAGUAGUCCCAGUAGAUCCAGAGCCAGUAGUCCCAGUAGACCCAGAGCCAGUAGUCCCAGAAGACCCAGAGCCAGUUGUCCCAGUAGACCCAGAGCCAGUAGUCCCAGUAGUCCUAGUAGACCCAGUUCCAGUAGUCCCGGAUGGUAAGAAGACCUGCGACUGCUGGACUCCAGAAUGUGGUUUCUGUUCAAACCCAGAAUGCUCUGUCAAGCUGACUGGUGGGCUCGCCAGCUCUAAAGGUAUUGGAGUACGCUCCUUUCUCCACAAUAGAAAAGUCAAGACCAUCGUCAUGUAUAAUAGUGAUGGAGAUUCAAUCGGACAGUUCGAGUGGAGUUUGAAAAGGAUCUCCAUGUCCGGCUGUUUCCGCUGUCAGACACCUGAAGGAAUACGGGACAAGGUUAAGGGACUUCCUGUGGGAACUGUUGGCUGGAGCUUUGCCAUCAACGAUGGGGUUGUUGAGCUUAGUGUUGAGGGUGAGAUCUUGUUCACCUCGAAGCUGACAAGACAAUGUGCGGAGGUAUACGGAGACGUGAAAAGCUUCUCUUUUACCGGAAUGAGCUGCAAGGGCUCGUUUGCCUACGCUUCUGAGGAAAUGAAACUUGCAACUAUCUGUGGUGGAGCUGAUAAAUGCCCCGUCAACGCAUAAUUAGCAUCAUGAUUCAUAAUUAGUACAGUUAAUGCUAAUCAACGUGUUUUCAAUGGACAAAUGAACAGUGAACUGGUUUAAGCUUAAAAUGUAUCGUGCAUGAACCCAGCAAACCCCACAAUUUCAAAAUCAUGGAGACUAUGUCUAGAAGAGUUGAAAUAAAUGUCUAUAUUUUUGGAAAAAAUGUUUAAAUUAUUUUAUAAAUAACAUCAACUGUGUCAUCAUUUUAAUUUAACUAAAUUAUAUGUACCUUAUCGGAUCUUAUUUGAACGGAUUAAUGUCCCUAAAAGUCAAAGUCCGUUGAAAUUUGUUUCCCAAAAUUAUUGCACUACGAACUUAUUGUCGAGGAUAUGUCUACUUUUUAAUCUCAGUAAAUUUUAAUUUCUAUCGUCAGACUAAAUUAUAUCAUUAAUCACAAUUAUUAAUGCUUA
Molecule: messenger RNA, 4983 nt
Organism: Bolinopsis microptera
Lineage: Eukaryota; Metazoa; Ctenophora; Tentaculata; Lobata; Bolinopsidae
Product: multiple epidermal growth factor-like domains protein 6
Exons: 19
Coding region: 77-4552 (1491 amino acids)
Biological process (GO): receptor-mediated endocytosis; cell communication
Cellular component (GO): apical plasma membrane; plasma membrane; signaling receptor complex
Molecular function (GO): hormone binding; protein binding
Source: RefSeq, a predicted model, not a curated record